CGCUGCCGGCUGCCCUCCCCGCCCUGCCUCUGGAGCUUACCGUCCUCUACAACUCUCUGCUUUUUACUAUGGGAGCAGCUGACUCUGCCAUUGAAGGAGAAGCAGAAGGAAUACGCCACGGGCUCCUCAGGGUUUUGGAGGCUUGUGGGGCCUGUGGGCAGGAUCUUAGCACGGAGGAGCUGUGGCAGAAGGUGCUGCAGGAGGUAACUGCGGAGGAGCUGCAGGCACCUUUGCACCGACUGGGGGCCCUGCAGGCAGCGUGGUGGCUGGCAGCCAGCCGCCUGGGAAGCACUGCUGGCCUCUUCCGGCUCCUGAGCAGCACUGAGGAUCCGGGGAGAGCUCACUGCAGCGAGGGGGAAAAUGAACUCCUCUGCCUCCUCAAGGCAUGGCGAGUACCUGCUGAGGAGGCCUCCCUGCCCCUUGUACAGAGCACAGAGGACUUGAAAGCGAUCCUCUGCACCACAGCAGCUUUCCUGCAAGGGCUGCAAGAGCUGGAGGCUGGGAACUUUCCCACUGCCCUCUCCCUCCUUCAGGAGGCUGCGGGAGGAUUCUGUUCCAAGAGGGUCCUGGCCCAGAUCUACACCUGCCUCGGCUGCUGCGCUCAGCGAAUGGGCAAGCCUCAGACAGCCCUUCAGCACCUGAAACGAGCCCUCCAGGUAGACUUCCAGUGCCUUCCUGCCCUGUCCCACGUGGCAGCAGUGUACCACGAGCUGGGGGAGACCGAGGCGGAGCUGCAGGCCCUGGCUCUGCUCUAUGAGGCUCUGGGAAAAACCCCUCCAGCAGCUGCUUCCUCUAGUCCGUAUUUCCUAAUCCGAACAGAGCUCCUUGUCCACACACCAGUACUAGCUUCUCUCCUUCGCCAUCGCCACCCCUCUGAAGUGAAGUACCUGCUGGCACAGCGGUGUCUCCAGGACGAGAGGGUGGCUGAGGCGGUGGAACAUUACCUGGAUUUUCUGGCUCUGCUUCAGGAGGGGCUGCAGGAGCAGGUGCCCCUAGACGGUGGCUCAGCUCUGCCCAGGAUCCCCGAGGUGUUCCUGGAAGCAGCGUCUGCCUUGGAGCAGGCCGGGAGGCACCAGGAUGCCAUAACCGUGUGUGAGGAGGUCAUCAGCCGGACGACCGACCUGAUCCCACGGAUGUUACGAGUGGAGGAGAGGCUGGAGCAGUCGGAGUGCCCGUCGCCAGGGGCAGGGCUGGCGGGUGGGCUCCUGUCCCAGAAGAAGGAGAGACUGCGCUGCCUCGCCUGGAGAGCAGCUGGAUACCUGCACCAGGGCUGGGCGUGGGCCAGGCUGGGCGAGAGCAAGGAGGCCGGAACGCCGGUCAGCCGGUGCCUCAGCGAUCUCUUGCGAGUUCAGCUUUAUGGGUCCGGUGUUGAACCGGCAGAGAGUCUCCUGCCAGAAGUGGAGGUGCUCCAGAAGAUCAGGUUGCUCUCUCUCAUCGGGAGGGGCGCACAGUUCCUGGAGCUGGGGAGGCACAAGGAAGCCUUGUUGGACUUCCAGCAUGGUUUGCAGAUCUUGCCGGGUGACCCAGCGGCUGCCUCCUACCUGGUGCAGGCCUUGUGGAAACUGAACCGAAAGCAGGAGGCGGCUGCUCACUGGCAGAAGUUCUCCCAGAGCCGUGCUGGGGAGGAUGGGCAGCAGGAAGGGCAGGGAAGGCCCUUCCCUUUGUACCUGGCUUCGUGUCUGAAGCAGGUGACGUUCCCGCACAGUGAAUCUCUUGCCAGAAGCAUACGGGAUUACCUCGGGAACACAAGCCGGGAAUCCUCGAGCUAA
Molecule: messenger RNA, 1769 nt
Organism: Fulmarus glacialis (Northern fulmar)
Lineage: Eukaryota; Metazoa; Chordata; Aves; Procellariiformes; Procellariidae
Gene: FANCG
Product: Fanconi anemia, complementation group G
Exons: 12
Biological process (GO): interstrand cross-link repair
Cellular component (GO): Fanconi anaemia nuclear complex
Molecular function (GO): protein binding
Source: RefSeq, a predicted model, not a curated record